Molecule: messenger RNA, 1507 nt
Organism: Ochotona princeps (American pika)
Lineage: Eukaryota; Metazoa; Chordata; Mammalia; Lagomorpha; Ochotonidae
Gene: CHST14
Product: carbohydrate sulfotransferase 14
Exons: 1
Coding region: 376-1506 (376 amino acids)
Biological process (GO): dermatan sulfate proteoglycan metabolic process; carbohydrate biosynthetic process
Cellular component (GO): membrane
Molecular function (GO): sulfotransferase activity
Source: RefSeq, a predicted model, not a curated record
CGCCCCUACCCGAGUGGGGGUCCGAGGACACACGCCCCAGCUCGCUCCCCGCUGGGGCGCCCGCCCCUCUCUCCGCCCCUGGCGUGGGCCCGCCCUGCGCCUGUGUCACGGCUGGGCCGCGGGGCGGAGUACGGCCGGGCGGGACAUCCGGCCCUGGUGCCUCCCCGCGCUUGCCUGCAGCCGCCCGCCGCCCGCUCUCCGGGGCCCAGGAGCAGACCACCCCGGCUCCUUGGGUCUCCCCCACCCCACCCCAGCCCUAGCCCUCUCCUCCCUGUCCCCUCCGGCUCUGCCGCUUAACCCGCUUGCCCGGAUCCCGCCUCCCCCAGCCACCCUCGACUUCUCCGGGCCUGCGCAGGCCCCCACCCCGGGAGAACAAUGUUCCCUCGCCCGCUGACCCCGCUGGCGGUCCCAAAUGGCGCUGAGCCCCUGGGCCGCGGCCUGAGACGGGCCCCGGUGGGCAGGGUGCGGGCCGGGCCGGGGGGGCCGCCACUGUUACUGCCGUCCAUGCUGAUGUUUGCAGUGAUCGUGGCCUCCAGCGGGCUGCUGCUCAUGAUUGAGCGGGGUAUCCUGGCCGACGUGAAGCCCCUUCCCCUGCACCCUCCCCGCCGCGAGGGCGCUGCCUGGCGCGGGACCGUACCCAAGCCCGGGAUACUACCCCUGGCUGCCGGGGACUCAGACUUCCAAGUUCGACAGGACGUCCGGAACCGGACCUUGCGGGCGGUGUGCGGGCAACCGGGCAUGCCCCGCGACCCCUGGGACCUACCCGCGGGGCAGCGGCGCACCUUGCUGCGCCACAUCCUCGUGAGUGACCGCUACCGCUUCCUCUACUGUUACGUGCCCAAGGUGGCCUGCUCCAACUGGAAGCGAGUGCUCAAGGUGCUGGCAGGAGUCCUGGAUAGCGUGGACGUCCGCCUCAAAAUGGACCACCGUAACGACCUGGUGUUCCUGGGCGAUCUGCGGCCGGAGGAGAUCCGCUACCGCCUGCAGCACUAUUUCAAGUUCCUAUUUGUGCGCGACCCCUUGGAGCGGCUGCUCUCCGCCUACCGCAACAAGUUCGGUGAGAUCCGCGAGUACCAGCAGCGUUAUGGCGCGGAGAUCGUGAGGCGGUACCGGGCUGGGGCGGGACCUAGUCCCGCCGGAGACGACGUCACCUUCCCCGAGUUUCUGAGAUACCUGGUGGACGAGGACCCUGAGCGCAUGAAUGAGCACUGGAUGCCCGUGUACCACCUGUGCCAGCCUUGUGCCGUGCACUACGACUUCGUGGGCUCCUAUGAGAGGCUGGAGGCUGAUGCCAACCAGGUGCUGGAGUGGGUGCGGGCUCCGCCUCACGUGCGCUUCCCAGCACGCCAGGCCUGGUACCGGCCAGCCAGCCCCGAGAGCCUGCACUAUCACCUCUGCAGCGUCCCCCGCGGCCUGCUGCAGGACGUGCUGCCCAAGUACAUUCUGGACUUCUCCCUCUUUGCCUACCCGCUGCCCAAUGUCACCAGGGAGGCCUGUCACCAGUGAC